Molecule: messenger RNA, 2238 nt
Organism: Phacochoerus africanus (Common warthog)
Lineage: Eukaryota; Metazoa; Chordata; Mammalia; Artiodactyla; Suidae
Gene: GNA15
Product: G protein subunit alpha 15
Exons: 7
Coding region: 415-1539 (374 amino acids)
Biological process (GO): phospholipase C-activating dopamine receptor signaling pathway; adenylate cyclase-modulating G protein-coupled receptor signaling pathway; action potential
Cellular component (GO): heterotrimeric G-protein complex
Molecular function (GO): guanyl nucleotide binding; GTPase activity; G protein-coupled receptor binding
Source: RefSeq, a predicted model, not a curated record
UCCACCCCUUCUCCAGAAUGAGGAAGGAGGCCCAGACCCAGACUGCAGCUGGCCGGGCCUUCCCUCACCGCCCCGCCCUCCCCGGGGGCGCCCACCUCACCUCGCCCUCUGCUGCCGUCAACCUGUCGGGCCCGGCCGGGCAGGUCUGGGGAUGGGCGGGGAGCCCUGAGCCCGCAUCUCCUCUCCUCCUCUUCUUCCUGGACUUGGCAUAAAGGCCUCUCUGAGCUGGGAGCUGGGCUGCCGGGCACUCGAGGCCAAGAAGCUGGGGGUCCCUUGGGGGGGCGACCCCCACAACAAGGGGAACCAUCCACGCCGGCUGCCGGGAGUCCCACCCAGAGCGGCCCCGGGCGGGGUGCCCUUCCCCAGGGGCAGGGGCGAUGCCGAGGCCGCCUCGUGCCCGCUGAGGCCUGCAUCAUGGCCCGGUCGCUGACCUGGCGCUGCUGCCCCUGGUGCCUGACCGAAGAUGAGAAGUCGGCAGUCCGGAUCGACCAGGAAAUCAAUAAGAUCCUCCUGGAGCAGAAGAAGCGGGACCGUGGGGAGCUGAAGCUGCUGCUGCUCGGUCCUGGCGAGAGCGGGAAGAGCACGUUCAUCAAGCAGAUGCGCAUCAUCCAUGGGGCCGGCUACUCAGAGGAGGACCGCAAAAGCUUCCGGCCUCUGGUCUACCAGAACAUAUUCGUGUCCAUGCGGACCAUGAUUGAGGCCAUGGACCGGCUGCAGAUCCCCUUCAGCUGGCCUGAGAGCAAGCACCACGCCAGCCUGGUCAUGAGUCAGGACCCCUACAAAGUGACCACCUUCGAGAAGCGCUACGCCGUGGCCAUGCAGUGGCUGUGGAGGGACGCUGGCAUCCGUGCCUGUUAUGAGCGAAGACGCGAGUUCCAUCUGCUCGAUUCGGCAGUGUACUACCUGUCCAAUCUGGAGCGCAUCACUGAGGAAGGCUACAUCCCCACCGCGCAGGACGUGCUUCGCAGCCGCAUGCCCACCACCGGCAUCAACGAGUACUGCUUCUCUGUGCAGAAGACCAACCUGCGGAUCGUGGAUGUUGGCGGCCAGAAGUCAGAACGCAAGAAGUGGAUCCACUGCUUCGAGAAUGUGAUCGCCCUCAUCUACCUAGCCUCUCUGAGUGAAUACGACCAGUGUCUGGAGGAAAACAACCAAGAGAACCGAAUGAAGGAAAGCCUGGCCCUGUUCGGCACCAUCUUGGAACUGCCCUGGUUCAAAAGCACUUCUGUCAUCCUCUUCCUCAACAAAACCGACAUCCUGGAGGAGAAGAUCCCCACCUCCCACCUGGCUACCUACUUCCCCAGUUUCCAGGGCCCGAAGCAGGACGCGGAGGCAGCCAAGAGGUUCAUUCUGGACAUGUACACCAGGAUGUACGCCGGCUGCGUGGAUGGCGCGGAUGGAGGCAGGAAAGGCCCGCGCUCCCGCCGCCUCUUCAGCCACUACACGUGUGCCACGGACACACAGAAUAUCCGCAAGGUCUUCAAGGACGUGCGGGACUCGGUCCUGGCCCGCUACCUGGAUGAGAUCAAUCUGCUGUGACCCAGGCCUGCCGCCCCAGGCCCGCGCGUGGCAGGUGUAACCUGCGGGCUGUGGGCGCGGGAUGGGCCGGCGCUCAGCAAGCCCAGGUACCUCUUGUCGUUCCAAGCCCAGGUGCGGAAGGGCCACAAGUGAGUCGGGGUGGAAGGCCAGUUACCACCCCCUCUCAUCUCCGCCCCUCACCAGGACAGCCCCUGGAUCCUUCUUCCCUUGACUCAGUUUACCUCCUUGGGGAGGGAGCACAAUGGCCGUUUGGGAGACCAGGGUGCAGGAAAAGGUGAAAAGAGGAGGGGAAUCCUGGACUGGGGGGGAAGGGGCCCUCUUAGGACCCCCACCUCCAGGUAUUUCCCCUCUUGAGCAGGGGUCUGGGACCCUUUUGUGGGUGAUGCACCAGCCCCUGGAUUGGGGGGAGUGGUCUUUCAUGCCCAGGGAUGCGGACUCCGGCGCCCCCUAGCGGACAGGAUCUGGUAGUCUCCCAACCGAGGUCCGGGACUUCCGUUUUCUUAAGAGGAAGAAAACACUGUCCCAGGAAUGGGUCCCGCCCCAGUCUGCGGACGAGGGAAACCGAGGCACACAGGCAUCUCCUCUCCUUCCCAGGCUGGGGCCCGGCGCGCUGCAUCUUGCAACUUUCUGUAUUUAUUCCCUCAUCUGCGGGGCCCCUUGCAAGGGUGAACAUUAAAGAAAUGACAUUCUGGAGACCUA